Ambispora gerdemannii is the source of this 996-nucleotide messenger RNA. NCBI's taxonomy places the organism in Eukaryota, Fungi, Glomeromycota, Glomeromycetes, Archaeosporales, Ambisporaceae. The record is from the annotation of a GenBank genome assembly.
AUGGCAUCGGCUGGCGGUUUACAACGAAGGCGCAAUGCCGCUGGUCUAAAUUCAUCAGGGUCAUCAUCAAACGAGACAUUUUUACCCACAAAUAACAAUAGUAAUGGCAUCACAACCAACACCAUAGAUCGAAACAUAAUAUCUGAGAAUGGAGUGAAGAUUGCAGUUGAUCCAAAGGAUUCGCUGGACGACCAAGAUAGACGACAACCGAAACUCACACUCAUGGAGGAAGUUCUGUUACUGGGGCUGAAGGAUAAACAGGGCUAUCUCUCUUUCUGGAAUGAUAACAUCUCGUACACACUCAGAGGCUGUAUUCUUAUUGAAUUGGCGUUUAGAGGUCGAAUAGCCAUGGUUAAAGAUCCGGGUCGUCGUAGAAGUCCGCUUUCGGAACGAGAGAUUGAGGUAUUGGAUGAUAAAUUGACCGGUGAGGUUUUGCUGGACGAGGCAUUAAAAAUGAUGAAAACAAGUGACAAAAUGAGUGUGGGAAGUUGGAUCGAUUUAAUGAGUGGAGAAACAUGGAACGUCAUGAAAAUAGGAUAUCAAUUAAAACAAGUGCGAGAACGUCUCGCUAAAGGAUUAGUAGACAAAGGCAUUCUACGAACGGAGAAACGCAAUUUUCUUCUUUUCGACAUGGCCACACAUCCAGUCAGUGACUUUUCAGCAAAAGAAGAGAUUGUGAAACGUUUAACCACAACACUAACCACGCACUCAUCAGCUACCGCUUCUUCCGACCCCGACAUACCGUUCAGUCGAUUACGCACCAUAUCAAUGGUGUGUGCGGCAUAUGCAGCAAAUGUUCUCGAUAAUGCUCUGAUUCUCUUAUCUCACGAACAUCGGGAGAAAGCCUACGGAAAAGUGGAUGAAUUGUUGAGUGAUUAUUCGACUUGGCCGUUUGCGGCGAACGCACGCAUCGAGUUUCCCGAAGGAAAGGAUUUGCAGAUCGAAGUCGUGGCAGCGGUAUUGAAUGUCUUUACAAAGAUGGAUAGUAUUUUGUAG